Messenger RNA from Radiomyces spectabilis, 725 nucleotides. RefSeq lists its product as uncharacterized. The record is from RefSeq and is a predicted model, not a curated record. Bases 30 to 668 code for a protein of 212 amino acids. The transcript is spliced from 7 exons. Lineage: Eukaryota; Fungi; Mucoromycota; Mucoromycetes; Mucorales; Radiomycetaceae.
UGACCUAUUUUUUUUCUGUGUCUCUCGUCAUGGUCUUGUACUUUCAAAGCAAUGUGGCCGAUCCGCCAGUGACCAUUUACAUGGGAAAAGACAAAUUCGAAAAUGAAGACUUGAUUAAAUAUGGAUUUCCAGAAGAUGUGUGGUUUCACGUUGACAAGCUGUCGAGUGCGCACGUCUACGUCCGUUUACAGCCAGGACAAACAUGGCUCGAUAUUCCGCCGGCGGUGAUCGAAGACUGUGCUCAACUGGUCAAAGCCAACAGUAUUGAAGGCAACAAAAGAAACAACAUUACCGUGAUUUAUACGCCUUGGGACAACUUGAAAAAGACGCCCGGCAUGGAAACAGGUCAAGUGACCUUUCAUAAUCAGAAAAAGGUGAAACGUGUGUACGUUGAGAAGCGGGAAAAUGCUAUUGUGAAUCGUCUGAACAAGACCAAGCAAGAAAAAUAUCCCGAUCUGAUGCAAGAAAAGGUGCAAAGAGACAAGAUUGACCGGAAAGCGGCUCGUACCGACGAGUUUGCAGAGAAAGAAGAGGCUCGUAAAUUGGCGGCUGCCAAACACAAAGCGGAAAAAGAGAUUCAGGAAUUAUUCGACAAGAGCAACAUGCGUAGCAACAAGCGAGAUACGGACGUUGAAGAUAUCAAUGCUGCCGAAGAAGAUUUCAUGUAAUAAUGGAGUCUUUUUUUUUUUAUCGCAACAGAAACAUAAUGAAGAAAAAAAAAAAAA